Messenger RNA from Ogataea parapolymorpha DL-1, 1203 nucleotides. RefSeq names its product Histone acetyltransferase type B catalytic subunit. Gene Ontology annotation, molecular function: histone binding; histone H4 acetyltransferase activity. Bases 1 to 1203 code for a protein of 400 amino acids. NCBI's taxonomy places the organism in Eukaryota, Fungi, Ascomycota, Pichiomycetes, Pichiales, Pichiaceae. Gene Ontology annotation, biological process: subtelomeric heterochromatin formation. The transcript has a single exon. Gene Ontology annotation, cellular component: nucleus. The record is from RefSeq and is a predicted model, not a curated record.
AUGUCUCUACCAGAUUACGAGCCAUCAAGCUGGACCACAUCCUCAAACGAGGCCCUCCACGUGUCUCUGGCGGAGCCAGAGGGCGCUUUCACGUUCAACCCCACAUUCACAUACCCGAUCUUCGGAGACUCCGAACAGAUCUUCGGCUACAAGGGCCUCCGGAUCGACCUUGCUUUUGACUGCAAGUCGAUGUACCCGUUUCUCGGCGUCAAGUACGAGACGAAGCUAUCUGAUGAUGUGAAGGAUGUUGAGAAGACGCUGUUGGAGUUUCUUCCUAAGGAAACAGUUGUCAAGGACGAGGCAUUGUGGCUAAACAAGACCGAAGAGGAAAACUUCGAAAUCCCGGGAAAGCCAGUAUACACAUACCAGGUCGAUGGCGAAACGUACAAGAUCUUCAAGUUCAAGCUCAACGACGCAAACGGACUCAAAUUGCACUUGCGAAUCCAGAUCUUCGUCCUGCUGUUCAUCGAGGCCGGCUCCUACAUCGACAGCACCGACGAUGUGUGGGAGAUCUACGCGAUCUAUAAGUGUCCUGAGGAUAAGAAAGAGUCGUUUGUCGGAUUCAGCACAGCCUAUUCCCACUGGAAACACCCAGGAACGGCGGUUCACGAUGCUUCAGAGACUCUGGAGUUACAAUUCCGCAAGAAAAUUAGCCAGUUUAUCGUGCUUCCUCCGUACCAAUCAAAGGGCCACGGGAAAAACCUAUACAAUUGCAUGGUGGACGAAUGGCUUGCAGACGACAAGGUCAAGGAAAUCACUGUGGAGGAUCCCAGCGAAGCGUUUGACGACCUGCGUGACCGUUGCGAUCUGCAGCGACUGAACAGGGCAGACUUUCUUAACGGUGUCAAGCUGCCGAUCGACGAGCCGUGGAUCGAAAAACAGGUUGCGGUGCACAAAAUGGACCGCAGACAGUUCGAGAGAUGCGUGGAAAUGACGCUAUUGUGGAUGUUGCAGAACAAGAAGGGUGGUGUCGAGAACCUGAGCGAAAAGAACGUGCGUUUACAGAUCAAAAAGAGGCUGUAUCUGAAGAACAGAGACGCGUUGGGCGAGCUAGAAAAGGCGGACAAGAUGGACAAACUGCAGACGGCGUACGAGCGACUGCGCGAGGACUACGAGCGGAUUUUGGAGAAGGCCGGUCUUGCGACAGGCGUCAAGAGAGACCAGUUGCACGAGUUGCCCGAUGCAAAGCGCGCAAGGGUGUGA